GCCUCGCUCGGAAGUUAACCAAGCUUGUGUCAAAAACAAGGGUUUGUUUUACAAUCCAUGCACAGCGUAAACCGUAUCAGUAUCUUUACAGACAGAGCACCUGUACCGCGCAGGCUCGUUAUCGGAUUUCCAAAUGCUUUCAUGGUCUCCUGGCAGCGUCUGAAUGGGAUCGGCUGUCAGACACCAGGGCUUAGCCUUGCAUGGGUUUAGCUAAUUAGCUAGCUUGCUAGCUGGAGGCCGUCUGGUUUUCUUGUAACAAUAAACGCAGCUUGUCUUUAAUUCUAUCAGGUAAUGUGAGGUGUCAGAAAUGAAUUAGCGUGGCUUAGCUUUAGCAUUAAAUACCGCCAUACAGACGUGUAAUGUCUUAACAUGAUAGUUGUACUGGAUAAUCAGCUAGACAGCCUUGUAGUUUUUACUAGCAGAUGGACUUAAGUCUGUCUUUGGUUAAAUGAUAUCACAGUGCGCAGUGUUACCGCGUUAGUUAACAUAAAUUGUGUAUAAACGCCUAAUUCACGUAUCAUUUAAAUAUCAUCAAACCACAGGGAGGAUUUUACACUAGUUGUAUUUAUCGGAUACCGGUCAGUAAAGGUGAGGGUUAUGUUAGCCAGCGAGCUCAUGUUCAGGGUGUUGUGGAGAAUCUUUUCAGUGGGUUUCUGUGGUGUUUUUGAGUUGUGGGCUUACACUCCAGCUCUGUUGCUUCAUUAACUAAUGAAGUAUAAUCCAUAGGCUGGUAAAAUCACCGGUUUGCGUUGUUAAAAUCGUUGGUGGGCCAGUGUGUGGUUAAAUUUGACCUCGUUUCAAUUAAUUGGUCACAAUCGCUUACAAUGAAAAACUGUGAAUACCAACAAAUUGAUCCCAGAGCCCUCGGAACCGCAGCGUCCACACCAGCUUCCACUCUACCACAUCUGAGCAAAGAGCUUCCUCAUCCGAGGAGAAAAUGGGAAGUGUUUCCUGGAAAAAACCGCUUUUACUGUAAUGGACGCAUCAUCGUGGCGCGUCAGUGCGGUGUGCUGCCUCUGACCCUCAGCCUUAUUGUCCUCAACACUACCUUAUUCUUUAUCUUCGAUUGCCCUUUUCUGGUGGCUCACCUCACCAUGUGCAUCCCAGUGAUUGCUGGAGUGCUUUUUCUCUUUGUGAUCAUCACCCUUUUUCGCACCAGUUUUACAGACCCAGGGAUCUUACCCAGGGCUUUACCAGAGGAGGCUGCUGACAUUGAGCGCCAAAUAGAUAAUUGCGGCUCAGCUACAUAUCGACCCCCACCUCGAACUAAAGAGAUCCUUAUAAAUGGACAGCUGGUCAAACUCAAAUACUGUUUCACCUGCAAGAUGUUCCGUCCACCCCGAACAUCACACUGUAGUCUGUGUGACAACUGUGUAGAGCGCUUUGACCACCACUGCCCAUGGGUAGGGAAUUGUGUUGGAAAGCGCAACUACCGCUUUUUCUAUACUUUCAUAGUUUCAUUGUCCUUCCUUACCUCCUUCAUUUUUGGCUGUGUGAUCACGCACCUCACUUUAAGAUCACAAGGUGGGAAAGGCUUCGUACAUGCCUUACAGGAGAGUCCAGCUAGUGUUGUGGAACUGGUUGUAUGUUUCUUCUCUAUCUGGUCUAUCCUGGGUCUGUCAGGCUUCCAUACCUACUUGGUGGCUUCCAACCUCACAACUAAUGAAGAUAUUAAAGGCUCUUGGUCAAGUAAAAGAGCUGUGGAAGAAUCUGGGAACCCUUACAGCUAUAACAGCAUCUUCACUAACUGCUGUGUGGUGCUGUGUGGGCCAAUGCCUCCCAGCUUGAUUGACAGAAGAGGGUUUUUACCUCCUGAUGUCAUCCCUCAAAUGGUCUCAUCUGAAACUGAGAUCCAUCCUUUUAUGAAGAAGAAUGACACCAACAUGUGCACACAGGGUGCCAAGGAGCUUUUGGAGUCAGUUUCUCACUCGUUGGUGGUCAAGAGCAGCUGCAGCUCAGCCACACGCAAGACCACUCAAGUGACCGACGAGAAUCUGCUAACUACUACUGUCUCGAGCAAUUUCAAGUCACAAUCUGGUAGGCCUUCUACCAGCUGCUUUGGAAGACAGAAACCCCAUCCGACGGACAGGGCGUGCCCUCAGCAAAUGAGCAAAAAAGCCACACUGGAUGCUCAGACACUUAGUGUCCAUCUUUCACUCUAUUCUAUUAGCCAUGGUUCUCUCAUUCUCAGUGAUGCUUCUGACAUGGGCUUUCUCCCUCUGACCUGAGUACAGAUGCUCCAGCCCCAGCAGACAAGGCAUAGCACCCGUCCCCCAUUCACUCACUGCACUGGAACAUACAUUCCCUGUUUAAAAGUGAGAAAUGGUUAACAGAUGGCAUUUCACUCAGGAAGUUCUCAGGGGUCACGCUGUCUCUAAACAGUGUGGGGAAAAAAUGCCUGUUGGACCUAAGGUUUAUUUAACGAAUUUGUAAACAGAAGAUUGAUUUAGUGUAAAUGCUGGUUCUCUGUUUCGUCUGCAGUGUGGGAAUAGUGGGAAGCACAAUACACGUUUGACAAGAAAGGGUCGUUUCCUGUUCUCUCCACACUGCGCACAGCUGUGUUUGGUGUUCCGCUAAGACUUGAGCCAUAUUUAAGAUUUGCACAUUGCCUUGCAUUCAUAGCUGUAACCUUUGUUUAAAGAUCAGAGUUGUGUAAGGGAAGUCUCCUGACAUGUGCAGUCCAAAUAGGCCUCAAAUACGGUAUAUAUCCAUUAUGAUCUGUGAAAUGCAGAAAGAGAUAAGUAAUCAAAUUUAAUUUGUACAUGAUUACUUCAUGAGUGAAUGAGUGUUCAAGUAUGUAUCAUGAGAGUAGUAAAGGCUACUUAUUUGUGUAUUGAUGGUAAUUUGUUGGUCAGUUAUUUAAGCUCUGUAAGUAAAUGACUAGUAAGUGGCCCUCAAACCUUUAACUUCAGCAUUGGAGUAGUUACAUAAACGGAUGUGAGCUCCUCCAAUAUUAUCAGUAAGAGAAAAUGGGACGGGAGAGUUGUACCUCUAUUUAGUAGUAUAUAUCAAUGAAGCAAAACUUUGCAGCAUGUGUUUGGGUUAAAGCACCACGCUGAGGAAGUGACAUUCACUUUGCAAACAGUGUUCUUGGUCCUGGUCUUAAUAUCUUUAAAAAAAAUAAAAAAUCCGGAGAGGAGUAUUUUUGUUUUGUGCUGCACAGUACAGUGUAUCGAUUGUACGCAAGUGUAGUGAAACUGUCCUAGAAAACUUGGACUUCAUAUAAAAGCAAAAUUAAUUUUAUAAAUUAUACCUGAAGUAUGCGUGUUUGGUAAUGUUUUACUGUACUGUUCAUUCUACAUGUAAACAAAAAUAUUCAUUAAAUGUUCUGCUGUGUAUACUCUAUAGAUAUGCAGACAAGUUUGAGCACCAUUGUCUGAAGAUUGUUUUUGGUGGUUGACAUGAGUUGUAUAUUUUUGUUGUUGUGUUUUUUUUUUUUUUUUUUUUUUUUUUUUUUUUGAUGUUGGUUAGUAGAUAUUUUUGUUGUACCUAAACUAGAAGUAUUAAAUUCAGGGAUAGGUUUGCAAGAAGAAUGCAAAUAAAGAUGUGAUUUAGUAAAAGGCAGACAAAUAAUCUGACAAAAAAGGCAAUGUAUGGGCUUCAGAAAUGAGUUGAGAUGAGAUGAGAUGUACAUUUAUUGAUCCCCUGUAGGGGAAAUUCAAAUUGACACAGAAGCACAAGUAGGAUGAGUAACAUGAAAGAAAGAAAAUAAUUUCCAUAAAUACCUAUAUAAUAGAACUAUUAACUUUAAAACAGUUUUACAGCAACUUUGCUGGAAUUCACUACAUUAUACUGAGGGAAUUACUGUAGGAGAGACUGAAAAUGAUGAACAGAAGCUGGCUCGUGGUUUGAAUGUUUUCACAGAAGUGAAACUUGUCCAAAUGUGAUUGUCAUGUGAGCAUGUUGACAUCACACAUCAUACCAUUACUGUAGGUUUUGAGAAACAUAACACUUGACUGAAACUGGGGCUGUGAGAAUGUGUGUUCUAUCAUAUUUUUAGACUGGUCUCAUAAUUUAUUUUGCGUUAAUACUACUUCAGUUUAGAAGUAACUAUGCAAGUGUGCAUAGCCAAUACUGUAAAAGUGAUUGUUCCAUUACUAUAUACAGUACUGUGCAAAAAUCUUAGGCUCAUGCAAAGAAAUGUUGUUAAGCAGCGAGGCCAUCAGGCCAGAAGUAAAGAAAUGAAACAUUACUACGUAAAAAAAAAUACUGUAAAGGACAGUAAUAAACAAAGUUAAUAUUUGUUGUGACAGCCCUGUGAUUUAAAAACAACAACAACAAAAAAUAUCAAUGUUCUCUGGGUACAAUAUGUACAGUUUUAUAAGGAAUUUUAUGUUCAUCAGUCACCACUUGUGGCACUCUGAUUGAUUCCUGAAAACUGGUUGUCAACACUAGAUGGCACAUUUAUUCUUCACUAUAAACAAAUGCUCUGAUUGGCCAAGGCAAGACAGUCCAGAAUCUCAGGCCUAAGCUGCUCAUGUCCUGCACUGCUGAGUGACUUCCAUGCUCCAGUGAACAUCUCAUUAAGAGUUUGAUGAAGUGAUGUGUGAAAGAGCAACAAAAACAAGCUGUGCCGUUUUUUAAAAAUUUUUUUAAAGUUUUUUUUUAAUGAAUCUAGAUUUUACCCGAUAAAUAUCUUCUCAUUAAAGUUACAGGUUCUUCUACUUGAGCCUUAGACAAACAGUGCUGGUUCUUUGCCAGGUAUUUAUUCUUAGUUCUGUCUUUUGUCUAUGUAUGCGUUUUUACUUUUUAAUAAAAACAAAUGUAGCAAACAAAGAUGGAGAGAAGUCAUUAGUUGUGUAUAAGAUUAAAGCAGGAUGGGUAUAAUUUACGCUUCGAGUGGCUAUGAAAGUUGCUCCAAUACAAUUUGACAAUAAGGAGGAGGAUAUUUUUAAAACCCUGUAAUAAUAGAGUCAUGUCAUAAAUCCAAAACUUACAUUUCUGAUGCAUUCACUUGGGUCAUAGGUCCAGGAGUGCUCCCUGUCCUAAACAUGUUAGUGUUUUCCCUGCUCCAAGCAUAUUUUGGUCAUCUAAUCAGUUAAUUUAACUGCCCUUCAUGUGUUGAACUGAGUGAGAUAAAGCAGGGAAAACACUAAAAUGUGCAGGUCAGUGUUGGGAACUUGUUCUGAAGGUCCAGACAAUUUGACUAAGAAUAUGAUUAUUAAAACUUUGGCUAGCUUUUACUUCUUCUUUUUUUUUUUUUUAAUGACGAGUAUGGUAGUUCUAGUUCUGUGCCUUCUGUUACUGUAAGACAAAAUGUCUUUUGUUAUUCUUACAUUCCCAAGCAGGUUUAACAAGUAUCCACGUAACACAACGCAGCAGCAAUGAUAUCUAGGUGUGGCACAAAAAAUCAUUAAAAUGAUGAUUGUCAUCAUUUUAAUACAAUAGCCAUUUCUGUGAUAUCAGAAAUUUUGUCCUCAAUCGUGCAAACAGUAUGUUCUAAGCAAUAUAUGAGGCAGGAUGUGGGAUAAAAUUAAACCGUAGUGUAGAGGGCUUUGCAGGUGAUAGUCUUGCCUGCUCUAAAUGGCUCUUCAUUUGUAAUUGGAUCUGAAAUCUGGCAGGCAUUGGAUUAGAUUAACUAAAGGUAAGAGUUAUCUUGUGUUCACUCCAUGCACAGAUCUCUAUGUGCGUUACAAGUAGUAGUCAUCAUACAAAAGCUCAGUUAUGCCAAAUAAAUUGUAGAGAUCUUUAACAAUUCCCAGCUUACAAAUUCCCAAGAUCAGAUGGACUUUAUAAGGUGCUGGUAAGACGCACAGUAACCCGGAGCACUGGAAAGAUUCAUUCAUCAAAUUUUGUAUUUGUACAUUCUUUUCUGUUUGUGUACACAGACCAUUUUACCACCAGCACAGAAGUGAUCAUUUCACCAAGAAUUUCACACAUUAUUGUUGUAUACCAGUCUGAAAAUAAGAAAUAGCAUAUAUGCUUAUUGUAAUUAGCGAUCAUACAUUUGUCUUUUUUUGUUUGAUCAUAUCUUGAUGUGAUUUGGAGGCCAUAGACCCAGGUUUUUUGAAUGA
This is a messenger RNA of Ictalurus furcatus (blue catfish), 6014 nucleotides long. It is a transcript of the gene zdhhc18a, whose product is annotated as zinc finger DHHC-type palmitoyltransferase 18a. The transcript has 9 exons. Gene Ontology annotation, biological process: protein targeting to membrane; peptidyl-L-cysteine S-palmitoylation. Gene Ontology annotation, molecular function: protein-cysteine S-palmitoyltransferase activity. The record is from RefSeq and is a predicted model, not a curated record. The coding region runs from base 825 to 2228 and encodes 467 amino acids. Gene Ontology annotation, cellular component: Golgi apparatus; endoplasmic reticulum. NCBI's taxonomy places the organism in Eukaryota, Metazoa, Chordata, Actinopteri, Siluriformes, Ictaluridae.